Messenger RNA from Sphenostylis stenocarpa, 546 nucleotides. The record is from the annotation of a GenBank genome assembly. NCBI's taxonomy places the organism in Eukaryota, Viridiplantae, Streptophyta, Magnoliopsida, Fabales, Fabaceae.
AUGGAUAUAUCAAGUUCACAAUACAAUAGUGCUGGUGAAUCUGGUUGGACACAUUACUUGGACCAAUCCUCUCUAUCUGAAACUUAUUUCCAGAGGAGAGGUGGGAUAGUAGAAUAUGAAGGAAAGGGGGCUACAAUGGACGAAGAGGAGGAAGAAGAUUUAUCCAUGAUCUCUGAUGCUUCAUCUGGUCCUCCUCAUUAUCGUGAAGAUGAUGAACAACACUACUGUGUAAAUUGGUAUCCUUCUACUUCUCACUACUCCAAAGAAUCAGAAAAGAAGAAGAAGAAGAAGGUCAAAGAACAUGGUAACAAUCCGCAUCCUUCACCUCUUGAUGACACUGCCAGUUCCCCUGUUCUUAACUGUGCCAAGAAGAAAGUCAGUUUCUCAGGGAAUGGAGCAGUGGAAAACGCAGUGGAUUUCCCUCCAUGCUUCUCGGGGACAAAAAUAAAGAGAAAAUCUAAAUUUCAGAAGCAUUUCAGUUUCUUUGAGCGUUCUGGAAAACAAACUUCGGGGGAACCAGGUGGUUUCAAUGAAGGAAGGAAAUGA